CAUCGGUAGCAACUGGAACGGUAUCCCGGGCACCAGUUCCUGGCCGCUACUGAGUAUUCUCGACCACCUCGUAGUAUCUCGAUAAGAUGGGUUACUGGGAAGAUCCCUCCAACAUGGUUGGCAGUGGCCUCAUGGCCUCAACGAACCCAUACGGCAACUACACCGUUGUCGACAGGGUACCUCGAGAGCUUUUGGGCUACAUCCACGAACAUUGGUACCAGCACCCUCCCAUGAACCCUCUCUGGUACAGUUUGGUUGGUUUCUGGAUGUUUAUCAUGGGGGUUCUUUCUGUAGCCGGCAACUUCGUUGUAAUCUGGGUUUUCAUGAACACCAAAUCUCUCAGAACACCAUCAAACAUGUUUGUUGUAAAUCUUGCCUUCUCAGACUUCUGUAUGAUGGCAUUCAUGUGCCCACCUAUUUUGGUGAACUGUUACUACCAGAUGUGGUCAUUCAGUGGUAUCUUCUGUGAGAUCUAUGCUUGCAUUGGUUCUAUCUGUGGAACCGCCUCCAUUUGGUCUAUGGUUUUCAUAACCCUCGAUCGUUACAAUGUCAUUGUAAAGGGAAUCUCUGCCAAACCUUUAACCAACAAGGAUGCUAUGCUGAGAAUUCUGUUUGUAUGGAUCCAGACUAUUUUCUGGUGUGCCCUUCCAUUCUUCGGAUUCUGCAGAUAUGUUCCUGAAGGUAACAUGACCGCCUGUGGUACUGACUAUCUCAGUGAUGAUCUUUGGAGCCACCUUUACCUCUAUUUCUAUGCCAUCGACUGUUAUAUCUUCCCCCUGUUCUUAAUCGUCUACUGCUACGCAUUCAUCUUGAAGGCUGUUGCCACUCACGAGAGACAGAUGCGUGAACAGGCCAAGAAGAUGGGCGUCAAGUCUCUGAGAAAUGACCCAGAAGCCAAAAAGACAUCAAACGAGUGCCGCCUUGCUAAGGUUGCCCUUAUGACCGUUUCCCUGUGGUUCAUGGCAUGGACUCCUUACUUCAUCAUCAAUAUUGGAGGCAUGAACUACAAGGAAAUGAUCACUCCUCUGUUCUCCAUCUGGGGUUCUGUUUUCGCUAAAGCCAAUGCUGUGUACAACCCCAUUGUCUAUGCCAUCAGCCACCCCAAAUACAGAGCUGCUAUGGAGAAGAAAUUGCCGUGCCUGUCAUGUGCAACUGAGAGCGAUGAUGACCACUCCGUGGCUGAUACUGCUUCAACUGCCUCAGCCAAUGAAAAGACUGAAAAGUGCUAAAAACUCUGAGAGUAGGCGCUGACCAAGCAUGAUACCGAGAUUGGGUGGGAAAAUCUUUUAAUCGAAAUAUUACCCGAACAUGUUCGAAGUAAGUUUUGAAAUAAAUCCUUGGCAUUAA
This is a messenger RNA of Macrobrachium nipponense, 1347 nucleotides long. RefSeq names its product rhodopsin-like. NCBI's taxonomy places the organism in Eukaryota, Metazoa, Arthropoda, Malacostraca, Decapoda, Palaemonidae. The record is from RefSeq and is a predicted model, not a curated record. The coding region runs from base 87 to 1229 and encodes 380 amino acids. Gene Ontology annotation, cellular component: plasma membrane. Gene Ontology annotation, biological process: G protein-coupled receptor signaling pathway; phototransduction; cellular response to light stimulus. Gene Ontology annotation, molecular function: G protein-coupled photoreceptor activity. The transcript is spliced from 2 exons.